Carlito syrichta (Philippine tarsier) is the source of this 1724-nucleotide messenger RNA. It is a transcript of the gene FAM78B, whose product is annotated as family with sequence similarity 78 member B. NCBI's taxonomy places the organism in Eukaryota, Metazoa, Chordata, Mammalia, Primates, Tarsiidae. Bases 2 to 787 code for a protein of 261 amino acids. The transcript is spliced from 2 exons. The record is from RefSeq and is a predicted model, not a curated record.
GAUGGGCUGUAUCCAAAGCAUCACCUGCAAGGCGCGGAUCCGGCGCGAGAACAUCGUGGUGUACGAUGUGUGCGCCACCAUCGACCAGUGCCCUACGCGCAUCGAGGAGACCUCGCCCAUCGUCCUGCGCUACAAGACCCCCUACUUCAAAGCCUCGGCCCGCGUGGUCAUGCCCCCCAUCCCCCGCCACGAGACCUGGGUGGUGGGCUGGAUCCAGGCGUGCAACCAGAUGGAGUUCUUCAACACCUACAGCGACCUGGGCAUGUCAAGCUGGGAACUGCCCGACUUGAGGGAAGGGAGAGUAAAAGCCAUCAGUGACUCAGAUGGGGUGAGCUACCCUUGGUACGGGAACACCACAGAAACUGUGACCCUGGUUGGCCCCACCAACAAGAUCUCCAGGUUCUCCGUCAGCAUGAAUGACAACUUCUACCCCAGUGUGACGUGGGCGGUGCCUGUGAGUGACAGCAACGUGCCGCUGCUCACGAGAAUCAAGAGGGACCAAAGUUUCACCACCUGGCUGGUGGCCAUGAACACCACCACAAAGGAGAAGAUCAUUCUGCAGACCAUCAAGUGGAGGAUGAGGGUGGACAUUGAGGUGGACCCUCUUCAGCUAUUGGGACAACGGGCGCGGCUGGUGGGCAGGACUCAGCAGGAGCAGCCCCGUAUUCUGAGCCGGAUGGAGCCCAUCCCCCCCAACGCACUAGUGAAACCCAAUGCCAACGAUGCCCAGGUCCUCAUGUGGAGGCCCAAGCGGGGGCCACCUCUGGUGGUGAUCCCUCCUAAGUAGAAGGAGACUGGCCUGACACACCGCCGAGACACGCAGUGAAGGUGCCAGGGGUGGCAGGAGCCAAACUGAGUUUCUGAGCCAAAGCAGACCUCUCGGUCUGCCAGCCUUUGCAGCCACUUGUGAAGAGUAGGGCUGCUCCUUGGGUGGUAGACCCAUAAUCCUUAGGAAAAGUCCCUUCCUCCUGGAAUAAAGAAAUCACUGGUUUGACAGACUUGCUGUGAUUACCAUGCAAGUAGCCAUAUUUUGGAGCUGAGCAGGAGGAUUCUUUUAUCUGAACUAUUGACCAUUUCUUUCCUGUGAGACGCAGGGGAUGGAAACAAAAUUAAACCGUGCCUGUGGCAAAUGCUGCUUCCCAACCAGUUAGAAGUGGGAGUGAAAACAUCCACAUCAGGUGUUCGUAAGACAGACAGUCCUGCUGUCUGACUGGAGGGUGCUGGGAAAUGGGUGGUGAAAGGAUGGGGUAAUGGGAAGAGGGAAGAGUCAGAUGUUACUAUCAUUCAAUACCUGUGCAUUUAUUAGUUGAUGUCAGAUCAUCAACACAUUAGCUGGAAUGAAUGGAACACUUAGGAAACUGGAGAAAUGGUAUUUGUACCGUGGGGUUAGGGUUGGGGAAAUCUUGGAACUGUCCGAGGUGCUUACAUGAACUAACAGGUGGGAACUCUUCUUUAGUUCCAUCUUCCCACCUCUUUCCAAAAAAGAUCGCUUAUUCCCAGUAUUUUUAAUCACAGCAUUUGGAUACGUAAUUCCCAUAUUCUGUAGUAGCUGUGAUACUUGGGGCCUUCAUCAUGUUUUAGUGAAAUCCAAACUGUGUUUUUGUUUACAGCUGCUUAUUCUCUUCCCGUCACCAGCAUGAAAUUUAUUUUUUUUUAAGUUAUAAUCCAUGAAUCCAUGUAGGGCCUCAAGAACAUUUCGACAAAGAAGAGAAGUAUUUUUAUUC